ACUUCCUCUCUCUCGUCUCCACGCUGCCUCCCCUCCCUCCUUCACUCCUCCUCCACCAGCCGCCGAAACUCCUGGUCGCCAGCAGCGCCGUGCUCAGCUCAAGCUCAAGCUCGCCGCGCGCUACUUCUCCGAGUAAAAUCUCUGCAGCGUGCUCCCUUUGUUUCGCUCCGUCCCCCGUGAGCUCCAAUCUCGGUUGAUGUCUGCAUGUUGAUUCCCCCUUCAGCGCGGCUGGGCUGCGGGAGUCCUCUCCUAGCAUCGUUUCGUUUAGUUGGUCAGGCUUGUUAUGUUGCUGAACGAAUGAAGUUGAACAUGCUGAUGACCGUUCUUGGGUUUUUUUUUUUUUUUGCUAUUUGGGUGGUUCGCUGUGGCAAUAGUUCGUCGAGUACACUACUGACUGUGCAUUUGUUGACACCCAGUUACAUCAUAAGGAAAGGGACGUUGGUUAUAUGAGUUGGUAGGUUCAAAAUGGCUUCUUUUCCAGCUUAGCUUGUCUUUCAGAUUACCUCAGAACUAGGGGUGUAUUUUUUUUUGCUCUCUUUUUGUUGCAUGAUUUGAACAUGAAUACUGGGUAUACCGAAAUUGGUUUAGAAAGUUGGGUACACAAAAUGACUCGGCAAACUGUUGUUGGGUGAAGAAAUUUCGCAAAUGAAUCUUGGUACACCUAGCAUUGCGCUUUGGGCAUUUCAUACUGCCUUGUGCUUGACAUGAACUGGUGGCAUUUGGUUCAGGCUCCUCCAGGGGAAAUUGUCCAGAGGGUGCUCGAUUUGAAUUUAAUGAAAUAGCUUCCAAAACCAUGGCAUGGCUUAUUCUCAACUUUCAAAGGACAUGGAUCCAGAUUGUAACCCAAAGUUUGCCUCAGAAGCCUUGCCCAGCAAAAGUAUUGCAGAAGCCUUUGGCAGCGUGGAUUUAAGUUGCAUUUGGGAUAGUGACGAGAGGGCAAUAUCUCGUUGAUGGAGUCUGAGUCAACUACAGAUGUGCCGAGAAGUGCAGUGGAUGCUGAAGUUGAUGUUACUGAGUUUACCAAUUCUGGUAACGAGGAAUUGGCUAAUGCUCAGGAUCCUGAUGCAACUGAAUGUUCGAGUUCCUUUGGUGGCACUCUAUCUGAUUCUGAGUAUUAUUCCGGGAUGAGUGAAGCUGAAGUAGAUUCGCAAUUCUGCAGGGACAAUGAUUUUCCAUCUGCACUUGAUGCAUUCGAUAGUAUCUUUCGAAUGAGGAAGAAGAAGUUGACAGAUCACUGGAGGACUUUCAUACGUCCUCUGAUGUGGCGGUGCAAAUGGACGGAACUGAGAAUAAAGGAAAUUGAAUCACAAGCACUUAAAUAUGCUAAGGAACUUGCAACAUAUGAACAAAACAAACAUUUGGCAUCUGAUCAAUGCCCAGACCCAGUAGAAGAAUUUGGAUCAAAGUCAAUGCCAUUUUCUGGUCACUGCUAUAAGAGAAAGAUCAUGGAGAGGAGGAAAAGAAAGAAGAUUGAAGACAUCACAGACAUAGCAUCGUAUAUGUCGCAUCAUAAUCUUUUUUCUUAUCUUGAAAACAAGAGGUCAGAUCCGGAAGGAACUUUUAUUGCCGAUGACUUUUCUAACGCAGUGUUUUCAGACAAGAACAGGAUUGUCAACACCGAAUUUGGACAUAACGAUAGCCAAACAUCAUUUGAGUUCAAAGAUGGUGAUAUAUACUUGGAACAGUUACUCCAGAAAAUCGAAACUGUGCAUUCUAGAGUUCAUAAACUUAAAGGCCAGCUUGAUGUGGUGAUUACACAGAAUGCUGCUAAGUUCUCUUCUUCUGAGAACUUGAGCCUGCUUGCACCUUUUGAAGCACAGACUAGUUGUGCUCCGAGUCCUACAUUUUCUGCUGGCAAUGGCGAAGUGAAAUCAAUUGGAGGCGUAUACUCCUCAGCUCAGCACAUACCAGAGUGUGACAUAGGAGAUUUUGUCCUGCCUGAAAGUGUGAUUUCAAGUUAUGGGGAUGCAGUUCCUGUUCCUGAUGUAAUUGAAAGCACUGUAGGAUUGUUAUCUGCUACCAAUGUUGCCAUCCAACAGCCGCUGGUCAGAGAUACAAGUGAAGAUAUAUUGGAAAAUGUCCUCAUACAUAAUGAGCUAGCUGAAGCGGAGAGUCAAAUGCUAAGGAGCUCAGAAGUGGAAGCAUUACUGAAGCAACCGGAAUUGGAUAAAGGAGAACAAGAUGAGAGCAACGAUCCUUCUCCAGCUCCCGCUUCGAAGCCUGACCCCGUGGUGAAAGGCGUUGCAUCUCAGCAGGAGUCAACACUAAAAUCAUGUUUAGCCUCAGAUAUUAAUUUUCCUAAGAACAAGAGGAAACGAGCAGAACGUAGAUCCGGUUCAGGCGGUUGGACCAAGAAGUGCCCAGGGGAGCCAGAUAGCCAGUGAGAACUUUUAGUAUUCCUCUGCGGGCUGAAGUGGGCUCAGUGACUUAGGUUAAUGCAGGGGGUCCUUUGUUCUAGAUUAACAAGAGGAUUAGGCAGGCUUGUGGUUACUUUUUAGUUGUCGCAGCGAUAGGUCUUUCUUCUCCAGUAAGUUGCAGAAAUUUCUUGUUAGACCAUGAAUCCAAACUAGCAGUAGCUUUCUGAAAAUGGACUUUUCCUCUGUUGUAGAAUCUUGAGUUCUAGAUACGUAUCUUUUUCAA
This is a messenger RNA of Syzygium oleosum, 2640 nucleotides long. RefSeq lists its product as uncharacterized. NCBI's taxonomy places the organism in Eukaryota, Viridiplantae, Streptophyta, Magnoliopsida, Myrtales, Myrtaceae. The record is from RefSeq and is a predicted model, not a curated record. The transcript is spliced from 5 exons. Bases 951 to 2384 code for a protein of 477 amino acids.